Molecule: messenger RNA, 867 nt
Organism: Rotaria sordida
Lineage: Eukaryota; Metazoa; Rotifera; Eurotatoria; Philodinida; Philodinidae
Source: the annotation of a GenBank genome assembly
AUGUCUUUAGAACUAGUACACAAUAUAACUAAACAAACAAUUGGUAAAAUGUUGUAUUUUCAAUUGAUUAAUUUAUUAAUUAUAUUUGGAUUAAUAAAUUAUUCAUAUGAAUUUAAUAUACAAAUUAAAAAUCUAAAACGUUAUAUACGAAAUGCUCCAUUCAAAAAUGAAACACAAAGUGUAUUAAAUCAAAUUUUUAGUGAUGAACAACAGUUAGAAAAUACAGUUCGAGAAUCUAUUCGAAAAGAUGAUGAUAUUGUCAAAGUUUUAACUCGAAAUAUUAUGUUAGCUGCUGAUCGAAUGGCAGAAGCUGGUUCAAAAAAUACAAAAAGUGUUACAGAAUGGGCUUAUAUUCAAGGUGAACUUCGUAAGGGUAUUAAUUUAAUUAUUGAAGCUUAUCGAAAAUAUAUUGAUUUACAUCGACAAGUAUGUGAAACAAUUGAAAAUUUUGCAAAAAAUAUGAUUAAUAAAUAUGAAACUGAACUUUCUGCUAUUGAUCAAAUGUCAGUACCAAAUUCUUCAAAUGGUGAUAUUGAUACAAAUAGUCCAGAAUGGAAUAAAUUUGUGGCAAAAUUUUUACAUAUACUUAAUUAUGCAAGACUUCAUCAAGAAACUCUUCGAACUGCUACGGAUUGUACUGGAGAUUUAAUGACACGUACAUUAUCUCAUCAAUCAGUUAUAAUGAAUCAACCAGGACCAGGUUUUCAUCAAUUAAAUAUUCGAAUAAAUCAUCCAGUUAGUCUUCAAUAUCCCAUGCAAAGUUUUUCUCUUCCUUGCAAUGAUAUUAGUGAAGAUAAUGGUUAUCAAACAUGUUCAAAUGCUAUUGCUGAUGCUACACAAUCAUAUGCUAGUCCAGUUCUUGAAUGA